Clonostachys byssicola is the source of this 7290-nucleotide messenger RNA. NCBI's taxonomy places the organism in Eukaryota, Fungi, Ascomycota, Sordariomycetes, Hypocreales, Bionectriaceae. The record is from the annotation of a GenBank genome assembly.
AUGUCUAUCCUAGAGGCUGUAGCUGCUUCAGAGCCUUAUGGGCCUUUACCUUUGGCUCACAAGGAGGCAGAGAUCCUGGUCGAGACUACAUGCCUUGGACAAUUAACCGAGAGUUCCGAAUCCUCUCAGGACACUGACCAAGAUGCCGUGUGCAUUGUGGGAAUGGCGUGCCAUCUCCCUGGCGGUGUGUCCUCACCAUCAGAUCUAUGGGACCUCCUUUACAACAAACAGUCGGCGCAGUGUUCAGUCCCUGCUGAGCGCUUCAACAUCGAUGGCUUCUACCACCCAGAUGGGAACAGGUCGGGGUCCAUCAAUGUCAGCGGAGGCUAUUUCCUCAAAGAAAAUGUUCGCCAGUUUGACAACGCCUUCUUCGGCAUCAACAACCUAGAGGCCAGACACAUGGACCCUCAGCAACAGAAACUCCUCGAGGUUGUGUAUGAAUGCUUCGAAAAUGCAGGCCUCUCCAUGCAAGAUGUUUCCGAGUCCAACACUGGGGUGUUUGUCGGCAACUUCACAGUAGACCAUGCAGCCAUGCAGUCCAAAGAGACUGAUUACGUGCAUCGGUAUGCUGCAACAGGAGGUGGUACUUCCAUCAUGUCGAAUCGUAUUAGCCACGUCUUCAACCUCCACGGCCCUAGCAUGACCUUGGAUACUGCCUGCUCAUCCACCAUCUAUGCCUUGCACCAGGCUGUGCUGGCAAUAAACAAUGGCGAUUGUGACGGGGCCAUAGUUGCCGGCGUAAAUCUCAUAAUGUCUCCUGAGCAGCACAUCGGCACUAUGAAAGGAGGCUUUCUUUCACCAACGUCUGCCUGCCACACGUUUGAUGCGUCAGCUGAUGGUUAUGCCCGCGCCGAGGCCAUCAACGCAAUAUAUAUCAAGCGACUGUCCUCGGCUGUGAGCAUGGGACAGAAGGCUCGCGCUGUCAUUCGAGGAACGGCCAUAAACGCCAAUGGGCGAACCCCUGGUAUUACAUUACCAAAUGCCACGCACCAAGCAGCGGUUAUCAGGAAGGCGUAUGAAAAUGCCGGCCUUGAUCCAGCCGAAACCGAUUACGUUGAGUGCCAUGGCACAGGCACUCCUGUAGGUGACCCAAUCGAGGUUGACGGCAUUGCACAAUGCUUUUCUCCUCGUCCAGGGAAACCACUAAUGAUUGGCUCGGUGAAAACCAAUCUUGGACAUUCAGAGGCUGCCAGCGGUUUGACGUCGAUAAUGAAAGUUGCCCUGGCUUUUGAGCACGGCCUCAUCCCCCCGACGUACGGCGUCAAGAAUUUGAAUCCCAAGCUGAAACUUGCGGCGCGUAAUAUGCAAGUAUUGAACGAGCCAGAGGAAUGGCCACGAGCAAUGCGCCGAGCAAGUGUCAACUCAUUUGGCUACGGCGGUGCCAACGGCCACGUCAUUCUUGAGUCAGUCGAUAGUUACUUGAAUCGAUCAUCAAGCACCAUGUCCAAGCCUCUAUCUGCCAAAGCCUGCGAUGCUCCGGAAGAGUCGCUGUUUGUUAUCCCAUUUUCCGCUGCAUCUUCUUGGUCCUUGUCGAGGCGGCGCAUGCAGAUAUCUCAUUUGGUCCAAUCAUCUGGCAACGACAUGAUGCGGGACCUGGCCAUGACCUGUGUGACAAGAGACUCCAAGCUGCAGCUCCGGGACUUCGUCGUUGCCAAUACAGGUACCAAACCGGUUAUUCUGGAGGGGGGAGUGGAAGCGGACGCAGUGCCACAGAACGCUCGCGCUCUGCCCUUGGCUUUCGUCUUCACAGGACAGGGCGCGCAGUACGCCAGCAUGGCCAAGGAGCUCCUCAAACAGAACCCGAUCUUUCUUGCCAGUAUCCGCCAACUUGACCAAGUCCUUCAGUCGUUGCCCAAGGAGCAUGCUCCCAGCUGGACGAUUGAAAAGAUGCUUCUGAGUUCUUCUGCAAGCCAAAUAAAUCUUGCAACCCACAGUCAGCCGCUAUGCACAGCUAUACAGGUCGCUCUCGUGGAUGUCCUGCGCGACUGGGGGAUCAGCCCCUCGGCAGUUGUCGGCCACUCCUCUGGUGAGAUUGCUGCCUCGUAUGCGGCAGGGCUUUUGACGGCGUCCCAGGCCAUCUUGGCCGCCUACUUUCGAGGGCUCGCAGUUGGCCAGCUGCAAGCUCGAGGCACAAUGAUGGCGGCCGGAAUCAGUGCCGAGGAUGCCAGAUGCAUGAUUCAGGAGAAAGGCUUGAUGCAAGUUCGCGUCGGCUGCAUCAAUUCGCCCUCAAGCAUCACACUCAGUGGAUCCGCGAGCGAUAUUCAAGCCCUCGAGGACGAGUUACAAAGGAUUGGCAAGUUUCAUCGUAAGCUGGAGACUGGGGGGCGCGCCUAUCACUCGCAAAUGAUGGUUGAGAUUGGUGAACUUUAUGAACGGCUGAUUUCUCCAUACCUUGAAGAAAGAUGUGAUGCUGAUAAGGUCCCGUUCUUCUCCUCAGUCGGCAUUCUGCCCGAGGAGAUUCAGAAUGUUGACGGCAACACCGAUAUGUCUGCCUAUUUUAGACGCAACCUGGAACUGCCAGUUCAAUUCAACGACGCACUUCAAAGAAUCAUUACAAGUCAAAGAUACCAUGUCGUCGAGGUUGGGCCGCACGCUGCACUCAAGGGUCCCAUCCAACAAAUUCGGAGCAGCCUCGAACUGGGCCAGGACGUGAUCCCGUAUACCCCCACACUGGUCAGGAAAGAAGACGCAAAUCGGGCGCUCAAGAAGAUGGCAGGAACGCUCCAUGUUCACGGACAUUCUGUCAACUGGCUCUCUGUCAACAAUCUCCCUAUGACAUGCUCGCCCCCCUUGCUAGACCUACCACCAUACCCCUGGGACUAUUCCAAGCCAUCGCUGUGGCACGAGCCACGGGCAAGCGUUGAGACUCGCAACCGGAAAUAUCUUCGACAUGAACUUCUGGGUACCCGGAAGCUCGUGGAGAAUGGAAUCGAUUGGAACUGGCGCAACAUCUUCCGAGUCUCCGAGAUGCCGUGGUUGAAGGAUCACAAGCUCGAGUCGACCAUUGUUCUCCCGGGAUCAGCCUACGUUGCUCUGGCCAUCGAGGCAAUCUCGCAGAUUGAGUCGUUGAAGGAGAGGCUCGAGAAUGGCGACUCGGCGUCAUUCGAGUGCCGCAACAUUAGCAUAAGUGCGCCCCUGAGCAUUCAAGAAGAAGGCGACGCUGAGCGCAAGGACACGGAGCUACACACAACCAUGUCUCGGCGCAAGCUCUCAAAUGUAAACUCGUCGGCUUACUGGUACGACUUUUCUGUGUCGUCUUGGCAAGAUGGAGAAACCUCACUACAUUGCACGGGCAGCAUACGUACACUGGAUUCGCCAUCCAUGAUGCCUGGUCAAGGAGGCACCCUGGUCACUGAUACCCAGGGCUUUGAACUCUGGUCCAUGGAUCGCUGGUACAAGAAGUGCAGAGAGGAAGGUCUCGAUUUCGGGCCCCAUUUCAAGUCAUUGACUGGCCUCCAUACCGACGCCGGCCGGGUGCGGGUGGACUCUAUUGCCACCACACAGCGCGAGCCUCCAUGCACCAAGGACGGCGGGACUUUCUAUGCUAUUCAUCCAAUCACACUGGAUGCCUGCUUCCAAGCUGCAAUCAUGGGCGGCACAGCGGGAGAGCUGAGCACGCUCCGAGCAUUUGUUCCUACCUUCAUUGAGGAGUGCGUGAUCCGGGUCCCACGACGCCUCUCCCCUGAUCAGCCCAGUAAGGACUGCAGCAUCCAUUCGCGGGUGGGAAAGACGGGGUUCGGCACUCGAAACGUGGACUGUACUCUCCGGCAGCCAGACGGCACGCCGGUAGUUAAUAUCAGAGGCCUCCAUCUCUCGCUGUACACCGGCAAGGCGCCUGUCCAGCCCAUCUUGAAUCAGUUCCUGAAACGACAACCUACGCUCCGUGUGCUAUGGAAGCCCGACAUUCUUCGACUGCGCCCUGGCGCCCAGGCCCAGCUCCAGGCAUAUAUCAAUGCAUUCGCAGAUUUACAGCCGGCAGACAUGCAUGACAACCCAUCCAGCGUUGUUCUGGGGGCUCUGCUCGACCUGGCCGGCCACAAAAACCCACGUAUGCGCGUGUUGGAGCUGGGGGCCGGGUGCGACUGCACAGAAAAAACGUUCCUGAAGAUGCUGUACAAGGACACGGCCUACCCGCGUUGCCAAUCCUGGAAUGGUGGCAACCUUGAUGAGAACAACGAGAUCUCAUUCAUCAACAAGGCGGAGGGUAAGAAGCCCUUUGAUGUCGUUGUUAUUUCCCGCCAUUCUACUUCCAAAAGGUUUUGGACCCGAGUUCCAGAGAAGGUAACAUCACUGCUUGCUGAGCAGGGCCUUGUCAUUACCAGAACCUCUGAUGGAGCUGUCUCUUCGUUGGCCUCUGCGGGAUUCAGGGUCGUGAAGCUUCAGCACAAUGUGCUUCUUGCGAUUCCGGCCCAACGGCCGAAGCCAAUUCAUGGCAAAACAUCACUCAUCAUCAAACCAAAUGAGUCGUCUACUAUCAUUGAUGGCUUUGCAGCUCUGCUACGAACCCAUCUGGAAAGACAUGCCGACGUUGAAAAGGUGGUCAUCGCAUCUCUUCACGCUCUCGACAACAUUGAGGUUUCAGAGGAGACUGUUUGCGUUUCCCUCCUUGAACUCGAGCAAGAACUUCUAGCGACUCUCAAACCAGAGGACAUGAAUCGUCUUCGCAAGAUGACGAAUGUCGUCACUAGCCUGAUAUGGCUUACGGGCGCCGAUAUGCUUGGGAGUCCAAACCCAGACCUCACCCUAUCCUGCGGUCUCUCGCGUGCCCUAAUGCUAGAGCAGCCCUCGCUGAGAUUUGCCCUUCUCGAUUGUGGAGAAGCAGAUCUUGCCAGACCCCAAGAUGCCUUGACAACUUGCGAGAACGUUGUCGAAGUUGCGGUUUCCAGAGCAGCGGUUGAUGACACCGAGUUCAUUGAGAAGGAGAAGAUGCUCUUCAUCAGCCGCUUUGUCCCCGAUAUGGAGGUCAACUCCUUGUUCCGGCAGCGCAUGGAGGAGUCGGAGCAGAUGAAGAUAGUUCCCUUUGGUAAACUCGGCCCAGCCAGCUUGUCCAUCGGGCAGAUCGGCAUGAUCGACACAAUGCAUUUCCAGCAGGUCUCUCAACCGUCCACCAGACCACCAGCGGGUCAUGUCGACGUCGACUUGAGGGCCGUCAGCCUCAAUGCAAAGGACAUCUACGUCAUGAACGGCCGUGUCGAAACCAAAAACGCCACCACGGCACUGGACUUUGGUGGCGUCGUGUCGGCCGUCGGGCCAGACGUCACGCACAUCCAGCCCGGCGACCGCGUAGUUGCAUUCGCCCCGAACCACUUCAAGACCACGGAGCGUGUUCCUGUGGGCUCGGUACACAAGAUGUUGCCGACGGAGCGGUUUACAACUCUGCCGGCGCUGAUGACCAUAUACGCCACCGCGCUCCACGCCCUUCGCGACCGCGCCAACGUGCGUCCCGGCGAGGCGGUCCUGAUCCACGCCGGGGCGGGAGCCUUUGGCUUUGCGGCCAUCACCAUGGCUCGCUCCAUGGGGGCAGUUGUUUAUACGACCUGCGGGUCCCCGGCCAAGCGUAAGUUCCUCAUAUCCGACGUCGGGGUUCCAGCAGACCACAUCUUCAACUCGCGCGAUUCCUCCUUUGUGGAGCACAUCAAAGCGGCUACCGGCAACGGCGUAGACGUGGUAAUCAACUCUCUGGUGGGUGAUCUAAUGCAUGAGAGCUGGGGUUGCCUGGCACCGUUUGGCCGCUUCAUCGAAAUCGGAAAGCGGGAACUCGUCGACGCCGGUAAACUGGACAUGAGUGUCUUCUUGAGGGGGGCUUCCUUUUCAGCCUUUGAUCUCACCGACUACUUCUAUGCUGAAAACCCCUUGCACCGUAAUGUUUGGGACAGCCUUGCCGAUGAAGUGGUCAAACUGUACCGCUCAGGCAAGAUUCAAACCCCGCCCAUCACAUCGUUUGAUGUGUCCAACAUGGAGCAGGCAUACCACUACUUCAACAACAAGGACCGGGUCGGGAAGGUGGUUGUAUCCAUGGAGAAUCCUGAAAGCCGGGUCCCAAUGAUGCCAGCCAAAUACUCGACUGUCCUCGACCCCGACAGGUCGUAUCUACUGGUCGGUUGCCUUGGUGGCCUGGGACGCAGCCUGAGUCGCUGGAUGAUGGCCAGGGGGGCCCGCAAGUUUGUCUUCAUGGGCCGAUCUGGAUGUGACAAGCCGGCGGCGGCACAGUUGGUUGCUAAUUUGCGGAAUACAAAUACCCAAGUGUCCGUCGUCCGCGGGGAUGUAGCCGACGCCAUUCAUGUCCGUGAAGCCGUGUCGGCCUGUCUCGCUCUGGGGCCCAUUGGCGGCGUCGUCCAGGCGGCCAUGGGCUUGAAGGAGGCUCUCUUCACAAGCAUGUCCAAUGAAGCCUGGCAUACCGGGAUCCAGCCCAAGUGGAAGGGCACAUGGAACCUACACAACGAAUUGAUGGGCCGCGACGCGCAGCUGGAUUUCUUCCUGAUGACCUCUUCCAUCUCGGGCAGUCUCGGUACCGCUACAGAAAGCAACUAUUGUUCCGCCAAUGGCUUCCUGGACUCGUUUGCCCGCUGGCGGAGGUCGCAGGGGAAACCCGGCGUCUCGCUGGGCUUGGGCAUGAUCUCAGAGGUCGGCUACCUCCACGAAAACCCAGAGAUUGAGGCAAUGCUCCUCCGAAAAGGGAUACAGCCUUUGGGCGAGGACGAGCUUCUCCAAAUUGUCGACUAUGGCCUGAGCGGUCCCGGCGGUGAAGCAGACUUCCUGAGUGGUUCAUCCCUACCCGACGAAGCAGCACACCUUCUUACCGGGCUAGAGCCAUUGAGUGUGCGCAAGCUCAUGUCGCGGGGCUUCGACGUGAGCGGCGGCGUCAUGGACGAGACCCGUGCCUCUCUCUUGGCAGCAUCUCUCUUGGCCGAGAGCGACGCCCGUCAACUAAGCCAGAAGCCAGAUGCAGCAAACCUUGCCAUGGUUUCCGGAUGGGCCAGGGACCUACCUGCCGACGCCGUGGCCAUGUUUGCCACCGAGAUGGACGCAGAUUCGAUGAUGCAGGCUGUCCUUGGUCUCGUCAAGAAGCGCUUCAGCAACUUGAUCUUGUCGGACCAGGUCGACGAAAACAAACCGCUGCCCUCGUUCGGGGUGGACAGCAUGCUCGCGGCCGAGUUCCGCAGAUGGUUCUUCAAUGUUUUCAAAGUGGAUGUGCCCUACCUAGAUAUCGUGAGCCCUCAAAAGACCCUUCUUACUCUUUCCGGAUUUGUGCACGACAAGCUGAAGAGCAGCUGGGCUCUUGGCCCGUAG